AGGCACAGCUAGACGUCCGAGCGCUCAGUCUCCUGCCAAGUCUUUCAGUGAGUGCAUCGCUUCAGUUGGACUGCUUUCUCCCGUGUCGUCGAAAGCCUUUGACAGAUCUAACAGGGAGUUUCGCGAGGAUCUUCUAGCACCUGAGAUCUUUAUAAUUUAAAAAAUUCUGCUGCAACUUAUAAAGGGCAAUUAUGGAGAGUAAUACAGGCCUUUGCUUGAGUCUUCUUCUGCUCACAUGUGUGGUAUGCAGUUUGGGAUUUAGUGGAGAUGACAAAUUCAUCAAGAAAUAUGCUAUGAUGAAGGUUUAUGAGAGCUGCUUUGGACCCGAGGUGGUGAAGGAGGUGCGCAAAGAAAUGAAAAUGGCAACAGCAAAGUGUUCAGGCCUAAUGCCAAGCUCGUUUCCAAUCAUGUCCAACAAAAUCCACCAUCAGGCUCCUUCAGCUGGCCAGCUGUCUCCAACAAAACAACAGCUGAUCGCUUUGCACCAGUUGGCACACCAGCAGUCAGAGUCACUGCACCACUUGGCAAACCAGCAAUCGCAGUCUGACUCAGCUGGAAGUCAGCAUGCAGCUGGAGCCACACCCAUUCACAUGCCACACAAGACAUCUCCACUUCAGAUUGCAUCAGAUGCUUCAAACAAGAAUACAUCUCCAUCAUUCGAUCUGCAAAAGCUACAGCAAGCCAUCCUAGAUGGAUACAACAAGCAUGUGGCUCAGCAAUCAUCAGCCACAGCCCAACAAACCCCCGCCCUUCAGCCAUCCACAGGCAACCUGGUUCCCAUUCAAUACCCACAACAACCAUCCCAGCAAUUCCGGCCCUAUCAGGCUGCCCAACCACCUGUCACCUACAACAGCCUCCCUGCCCAAGCACCCUUCCCUCCCCAGUAUGCCCAACCAGCCCCAGCCCCCACCUAUCCCAUGUUCUAUCCCUCUAAUGGCGCCCAAAAUGGCCCCCAAAUGUACACAAAUGGCGCCCAACCUGUACAAAAUGGCGCCCAACUAUACACAAAUGGUGCCCAAACGUUCCCAAAUGGUGCACAACAAUUCCAAAAUGGCGCCCAACAGUUCCAAAAUGGUGGUGCUCAGCUGUACCAGCCUCAGCAGACAGGAUACUUUGCUGCACAGCCUUCUGGAAACUUCUACCAGGCACAGCCAGCCUACUAUCAGCAGCCAUACUUUGGCAACCAACGGGCAUCACGUGACCUGGACAUCAGGGGCCAGCUGGAGACACUGACCACCAAAAUGGAGACCAGAGUCAGGAAUGUCACAUGUGUCAUGCAGGAGCUUGGAUAUUUGGAUGAUAAAUUGGAGCCGGCCUAUGAGAAGAUGGUGGAAAGAAUCAACAGGCUGCCAGUGGCUGACGACCUGAAGCGAGACAUGACAGACGGAGUCGAAUUCUGCAAGCAAUUCUCCCAGUGCGUUCCCGAUGAGAGGAAAGACAAACUGGCCCGCGAAAUGGUUCGACCCAUGUUUUUCUUCAGGUGUUACAAGCACAAGAAGCUGGAAGCAUGUAUCAUGAAGGACGUGAGGGACCGAUACACAGCCACAGAGGAGAUGUCCGAAGACACCUUGCCGAGCGGAGUGGGGGCUGAAAUGCGCUCCAUGAGGAACCAGAAGGACAAAUCGCAUCAGCUGGACGAGAACAGUAUGGAGGCCGCCAUUUACGAGUUCCUCUAUGGAGGCGGAGAGAGUAUAUUGGAUGUCGACAUGCCAUUGUAAUAGAAAACAGAUCUGUGUUCUUGGAGUCUUGCGAGCUUAUGUAGAAAUGUGUGAUUUUCUUUCAAAAUAUCGGUAGAGAUAACAACACAAGACAUGCCACUGUAAAGCAGGCAAUUCACUGUCGAUUUGUUGUCCAACUUGUUGGGCUAAUAGUAGCUUCGUUUUCACCACUCACGCUCCGACUUGUUCUCCAACCUCAGUCUAGUCGGAUUGGAAACAAAGGCUAGUCGAAUGUCGGGCCUUCGUGUUGGAUCUCCAGAUGAUCCAACUCGUCCGAAUAGACUUCCAAAAACCGAUUCAUGGUUCGCAGUCGGAUCCAACAUUGGAUGUUGGACAACAAAUCGGAUAGUGAAUGACCUGCUUUACAGAAAACAGCUCUGUGUUUCUUGGAGUCUUGCAAAAACAUGUAAAAAUGUGUGAUUUCCUUUCAAAAUAUCGGUAGAAAACAAUAUUGUCAGAUAACUGAGAUACGCUACAGUAGUUACUACCUGCAAUAGAUGUGUGGAACCGUUACAAAAUAACAGCAAAA
Nilaparvata lugens (brown planthopper) is the source of this 2247-nucleotide messenger RNA. RefSeq lists its product as uncharacterized. Bases 192 to 1718 code for a protein of 508 amino acids. The record is from RefSeq and is a predicted model, not a curated record. The transcript is spliced from 7 exons. NCBI's taxonomy places the organism in Eukaryota, Metazoa, Arthropoda, Insecta, Hemiptera, Delphacidae.